CACCAAAAUUGUAGCAAGUGUUCUUUCACUUAGAGAAUUGCUCUAAAAUGGCUAAAAACUCUGUUGCGUUCUUUGCCCUCCUUUUACUCAUCUGCAUUCUUACGAUAUCAGAAUUCGCAGUCGUGAAGGGAGAAUUAUGUGAGAAGGCAAGCAAGACAUGGUCUGGAAACUGCGGCAACACGAGACAUUGCGACGAUCAGUGCAAGGCUUGGGAGGGUGCUGCGCAUGGAGCUUGUCACACCCGCAACAAGAAACACAUGUGCUUUUGCUACUUCAAUUGUCCCAAAGCUGAGAAGCUCGCUCAAGACAAGCUGAAAGCUGAAGAGCUCGCCCGAGACAAGGUUGAAGCCAAAGAAGUGCCACAUUUUAAGCAUCCAAUUGAACCCAUCCAUCAUCCUUGAAUAACAACCGGUAUAUCAUUAAGAAUAAAGUGAAAAUGCCGUCUACUUAACAUAUAAAGCAUUUUCUAAUGAUGUAACACAUGUUGCCUCUGAAAUCAAUGGCUUAUGAUUCCCAUGUAUCGAACUAUCGAUGUGUCCAAGAUAUAAUAUAUUUCUUUCGUGAA
Cynara cardunculus var. scolymus (artichoke) is the source of this 565-nucleotide messenger RNA. Its product is annotated as defensin-like protein 19. Bases 48 to 401 code for a protein of 117 amino acids. Gene Ontology annotation, biological process: defense response. Lineage: Eukaryota; Viridiplantae; Streptophyta; Magnoliopsida; Asterales; Asteraceae. The transcript is spliced from 2 exons. The record is from RefSeq and is a predicted model, not a curated record.